Molecule: messenger RNA, 9110 nt
Organism: Oreochromis niloticus (Nile tilapia)
Lineage: Eukaryota; Metazoa; Chordata; Actinopteri; Cichliformes; Cichlidae
Product: myosin-10
Exons: 46
Coding region: 245-6304 (2019 amino acids)
Biological process (GO): regulation of cell shape; mitotic cytokinesis; actomyosin structure organization
Cellular component (GO): myosin II complex; cytoplasm; myosin filament
Molecular function (GO): actin filament binding; ATP binding; microfilament motor activity
Source: RefSeq, a predicted model, not a curated record
GAGGAGUGCGGCAGCGGCGGUCGUGCUGUGCAUCUUCUCGGGCCCGGUAGAGUUCGGUUGAGCGGGUGCUGGAUGGUGGGGGAGUACCACUGAUGAGAGAGAGCGGGCCGGAGAAGGGACUGUUUUAGCACGCUUUGGGGGACUAUUGCUAUUAUCUGCUGGACACUGAUAAACACUUGGGUCGGGUUUCUUCGUCUACUGCGGGAGGUGGCCAAGAGUGCUCUGCUUCUGGUUUCCAGCAGCAAUGACACAGAGGAGUGGACAGGAGGACCCAGAGCGGUACCUCUUUGUGGACCGCGCUGUGGUAUACAACCCGGCAGCACAGGCUGACUGGACUGCCAAAAGGUUGGUAUGGAUUCCAUCAGAACGCCACGGCUUCGAGGCUGCCAGUAUUCAACAAGAGCGUGGAGAUGAGGUGGUGGUGGAGCUAGCAGAAAAUGGGAAGAAGGCGGUGAUCAACAAGGAUGACAUCCAGAAGAUGAACCCGCCCAAGUUCACCAAGGUGGAGGACAUGGCUGAACUGACCUGCUUGAACGAGGCAUCCGUGCUUCACAACCUCAAAGACCGCUACUACUCCGGCCUUAUUUAUACGUACUCUGGUCUCUUCUGCGUGGUCAUAAAUCCCUACAAAAACCUGCCCAUCUACUCCGAAAACAUCAUUGAGAUGUACAGGGGCAAAAAGAGGCACGAAAUGCCCCCUCACAUAUACGCCAUCUCAGAGUCUGCAUACAGAUGCAUGCUCCAAGAUCGAGAGGACCAGUCCAUUCUCUGCACAGGUGAGUCGGGAGCCGGUAAGACAGAAAACACAAAAAAGGUCAUUCAGUACCUGGCACAUGUUGCCUCCUCGCACAAAGGAAGAAAAGAUCACAACAUUCCCCCAGAAUCACCUAAACCAGUGAAACUACAGGCACAAAAUGCAGUUAGUGGACCCCUGUUUUAUGGUGAACUGGAACGGCAGCUUUUACAAGCCAAUCCCAUCCUUGAAUCUUUUGGGAAUGCAAAGACUGUGAAAAAUGACAACUCCUCACGUUUUGGGAAAUUCAUCCGGAUCAACUUUGAUGUCACUGGAUACAUCGUUGGGGCCAACAUUGAAACCUACUUACUGGAAAAAUCCAGAGCUAUUCGUCAAGCCAAAGAUGAGCGUACCUUCCACAUUUUUUAUCAGCUGCUGGCUGGAGCCGGGGAGCACCUCAAAUCGGACCUGCUUUUGGAAGGAUUCAACAACUACCGCUUCCUGUCCAAUGGUAACAUCCCAAUCCCGGGCCAGCAGGACAAAGACAACUUCCAUGAGACCAUGGAGGCCAUGCACAUCAUGAGUUUCGGCCAUGAGGAGAUUCUGGCCAUGCUGAAAGUGGUGUCCUCAGUCCUUCAGUUUGGCAACAUCGUCUUUAAGAAGGAGAGGAACAGUGACCAAGCUUCUAUGCCUGAUAAUACCGCUGCUCAGAAGCUCUGCCAUCUGCUGGGGAUGAAUGUAAUGGAGUUUACCAGAGCCAUCCUGACUCCCAGGAUCAAAGUGGGGAGAGACUAUGUCCAAAAAGCUCAGACUAAAGAGCAGGCGGACUUUGCUGUCGAGGCCCUGGCUAAAGCUACGUAUGAGCGUCUGUUCCGCUGGCUUGUGCAUCGCAUUAAUAAAGCCCUGGACCGAACCAAACGGCAGGGUGCCUCCUUCAUCGGUAUCCUGGACAUUGCUGGUUUUGAGAUCUUCCAGCUGAACUCGUUUGAGCAGCUCUGCAUCAACUACACCAACGAGAAGCUGCAGCAGCUCUUCAACCACACCAUGUUCAUCCUGGAGCAGGAGGAGUACCAGAGGGAGGGGAUCGAGUGGAGCUUCAUCGACUUCGGCCUCGACCUGCAGCCCUGCAUCGACCUCAUCGAGAGGCCGGCGAACCCUCCAGGCGUGUUGGCUCUGCUGGAUGAGGAGUGCUGGUUCCCUAAAGCCACAGACAAGACAUUUGUAGACAAGCUGAUCCAGGAGCAGGGCACGCACACCAAGUUUCAGAAGCCCCGGCAGCUCAAAGAUAAGGCCGACUUCUGCAUCAUCCACUACGCCGGCAGGGUGGACUACAAGGCAGAUGAGUGGCUAAUGAAGAACAUGGACCCUCUGAAUGACAACGUGGCGACACUUCUCCAUCAGUCAACUGACAAGUUUGUUGCUGAACUGUGGAAGGAUGAGAUUCAGACCAUUCAAAGGGCCUCAUUCUAUGACAGUGUCACUAGUCUGGAUGAGCCGGCAGUCGACCGCAUCGUGGGCCUGGACCAGGUGGCAGGAAUGAACGAGACGGCGUUUGGUGCCACCUACAAAACGAAAAAGGGCAUGUUUCGUACAGUGGGACAGCUCUACAAAGAGUCACUCACUAAGCUUAUGGCCACACUGAGGAACACCAACCCCAACUUUGUCCGCUGCAUCAUCCCCAACCACGAAAAAAGAGCUGGUAAACUUGAGCCUCACCUGGUUCUGGACCAGCUCAGGUGUAACGGAGUCUUGGAGGGGAUUCGUAUCUGCAGACAGGGCUUCCCCAACCGCAUCGUCUUCCAGGAGUUUAGACAGCGAUAUGAAAUCCUUACACCCAACGCUAUCCCCAAGGGUUUCAUGGAUGGGAAACAAGCCUGUGAGAGAAUGAUCCAUGCCCUGGAGCUGGACCCCAACCUGUUCCGGAUUGGUCAGAGUAAGAUCUUCUUCAGAACUGGUGUUCUGGCUCAUCUGGAGGAGGAGCGAGACCUGAAGAUCACUGACAUCAUCAUCUACUUCCAGUCCGUGUGCCGUGGAUACUUGGCCCGCAAAGCUUUCGCUAAGAAGCAGCAGCAGCUGAGUGCCCUGAAGGUCCUGCAGAGGAACUGUGCUGCUUAUUUGAAGCUGCGACACUGGCAGUGGUGGAGACUCUUCACCAAGGUGAAGCCGCUGCUGCAGGUCACCAGGCAGGAGGAGGAGCUGCAAGCCAAAGACGAGGAGCUGGUAAAAGUGAAGGAGAGGCAACUUAAGGUGGAAAACGAGCUGGUGGAGAUGGAGAGGAAACACCAGCAGCUCCUCGAGGAGAAGAAUAUUUUAGCAGAGCAGCUCCACGCGGAGACGGAGCUGUUCGCCGAGGCUGAAGAGAUGAGAGUUCGUCUCCUCUCCAGGAAGCAAGAGCUGGAGGAGAUCCUUCACGACCUGGAGUCCAGGGUGGAGGAGGAGGAGGAGAGGAACCAGAGCCUGCAGAAUGAGAAGAAGAAGAUGCAGUCGCACAUCCAGGACCUGGAGGAGCAGCUGGAUGAGGAGGAAGCUGCAAGACAAAAACUGCAGCUGGACAAAGUGACCGCUGAGUCGAAGAUCAAGAAAAUGGAGGAGGACAUUUUGCUCCUGGAGGACCAAAACUCCAAGUUUCUCAAGGAGAAGAAGCUGCUGGAGGACAGGAUCGCCGAGAUGACCUCCCAACUGACUGAGGAGGAGGAAAAAGCAAAGAAUCUCGGCAAGGUCAAGAACAAGCAGGAGAUGAUGAUGGUUGACCUGGAGGAGCGUUUAAAGAAAGAGGAGAAAACACGUCAGGAGCUGGAGAAAGCCAAACGCAAGCUGGACGCCGAGACGACCGACCUGCAGGACCAGAUUGCGGAGCUUCAGGCACAGAUAGAGGAGCUGAAGAUCCAGCUGGCCAAAAAGGAGGAGGAGCUGCAGGCUGCUCUGGCCAGGUGUGAUGAGGAGUCUGUGCAAAAGAACAAUGCUUUGAAGCAGAUUCGGGAGCUGCAGGCGCAAAUAGCUGAGCUUCAAGAGGAUCUGGAGUCUGAGAAGAUGUGUCGAAGUAAAGCUGAGAAACUCAAGAGAGACCUGAGUGAGGAGCUGGAAGCUCUGAAGACUGAGCUGGAGGACACGCUGGAUACCACGGCCGCCCAGCAGGAACUCAGGAGCAAGCGAGAGCAGGAGGUGGCAGAGCUGAAGAAGGCCAUUGACGAGGAGACCAAAAACCACGAGGCUCAGAUCCAGGACAUGAGACAGAGGCACGCCACAGCGCUCGAGGAACUGUCCGAACAGCUGGAGCAGGCCAAGAGGUUUAAAGCCAACCUGGAGAAGAACAAGCAGUGUCUGGAGAAUGACAACAAAGAGCUGGUCUGUGAAGUGAAAGCUCUGCAGCAGGCAAAGACUGAGUCGGAGCACAAGAGGAAGAAGCUGGAGGCUCAGCUGCAGGAGUCAUUGACCAGGGCCACCGAGGUGGAGAGAGCCAAGGGAGAGCUGGCCGAGCGCUCCCACAAACUCCAGACGGAGCUGGACAACGUGUCUACUUUGCUGGAGGAGGCAGAGAAGAAGGGCGUUAAACUGGCUAAAGAAGUUGAAAACCUGAACAGCAAACUGCAAGACUCUGAGGAGUUGCGGCAGGAGGAGACGCGUCAGAAGCUGAACCUGAGCGGCCAAAUCCGCCAGCUGGAGGCGGAUAAGAACAACUUGCUGGAGCAGCAGGAAGAGGACGAGGAGGCACGACGCAGCCUUGAGAAACAGCUGCAGACCGUGCAGGCUCAGCUGUUUGAGACAAAGAAGAAGUUGGAGGAGGAUGUAGGAGCAAUGGAGGGUCUGGAGGAGGUGAAGAGGAAACUCCAGAAGGACAUGGAGCUCACCAACCAGCGUCUGGAGGAGAAGACAAUUUCUUUGGACAAGAUGGAGAAGACUAAAAACCGACUGCAGCAGGAGCUGGAUGACCAGAUGGUGGAACUGGACCUCCAGAGACAGAUCGUGUCCAACCUGGAAAAGAAGCAAAAGAAGUUUGACCAGAUGUUGGCUGAGGAGAAGACCAUCUCUGCUCGUUACGCUGAGGAGCGUGAUCGCGCUGAGGCCGAGGCCAGAGAGAAGGAGACCAAGGCUCUGUCGAUGGCCAGAGCUCUGGAGGAGGCCUUGGAGGCCAAAGAGGAACUCGAGCGGUUUAACAAACAACUCCGUGCUGAAAUGGAGGACCUGAUGAGCUCCAAGGAUGAUGUCGGGAAGAAUGUCCAUGAGCUGGAGAAGUCCAAGCGUACGUUGGAGCAGCAGGUGGAGGAGAUGAGAACACAGCUGGAGGAGCUGGAGGAUGAGCUGCAGGCCACAGAAGAUGCCAAACUCCGCCUGGAAGUCAACAUGCAAGCCAUGAAGGCUCAGUUUGACCGAGACCUGCAGGCCAGAGACGAGCAGGGCGAGGAGAAGAAAAGAGCGCUGGUCAAACAGGUACGUGAGAUGGAGGCGGAGCUGGAGGAUGAGAGGAAGCAGAGAUCUGUGGCUGUGGCAGCCAAGAAGAAGCUGGAGAUGGACCUGAACGAGCUGGAGGGUCAGAUCGAAGCUGCCAACAAAGGCAGGGACGAGGCCAUCAAACAGCUCCGGAAACUACAGGCUCAGAUGAAAGACUACCAGAGGGAGCUGGAGGAGGCCCGAUCCUCCCGGGAUGAGAUCUUCGCCCAGUCCAAGGAGAACGAGAAGAAACUCAAGAGCCUGGAAGCUGAAAUCUUGCAGCUUCAGGAGGACCACGCAGCUUCAGAGAGGGCCCGUCGACACGCUGAACAGGAGAGGGAUGAGCUGGCUGACGAGAUCUCCAGCAGUGCUUCUGGAAAGUCGUCACUGCUGGAGGAGAAGCGGAGGCUGGAGGCUCGCAUCGCCCAGCUGGAGGAGGAGCUGGAGGAGGAACAGGGCAACAUGGAGCUGCUCAACGACCGCUUCAGAAAGGCCAACCUGCAGGUCGACACCCUGAAUACCGAAUUGGCCGCAGAGCGCAACACUGCGCAGAAGAGCGAGAACGCCCGCCAGCAGCUGGAGCGACAAAACAAGGAGCUGAAGGCCAAGCUGGCAGAGCUGGAGGGGGCUGUCAAGUCAAAGUUUAAGGCGUCCAUCACUGCUCUGGAGGCCAAAAUCCUGCAGCUGGAAGAGCAGCUGGAGCAGGAAGCCAAGGAGAGAGCAGCGGCCAACAAAAUCGUCCGACGUACAGAGAAGAAACUGAAGGAGGUGAUGAUGCAGGUGGAGGAUGAGCGUCGUCAUGCCGACCAGUACAAGGAGCAGAUGGAGAAGGCGAACUCUCGCAUGAAGCAGCUGAAGCGUCAAUUGGAGGAGGCGGAGGAGGAGGCCACUAGAGCAAAUGCCGCUCGCAGGAAGCUGCAGAGGGAGCUGGACGAUGCCACCGAGGCCAGUGAGGGUCUCACCCGAGAGGUCACCUCGCUGAAGAACCGCCUCAGGCGUGGCGGUCCAGUCAGCAGCUUCUCCUCCGGCCGCUCAGGCCGGCGCAACCUCAACUUGGACGGCGCCUCCGUCGAUAUGUCAGACGACGACGCAGACAGCCGCUCCGGCGACUUUAACGAGACGCCAAACACCAACGCCGAGUAACCGCAGCAGCAACCGUCUCUUUCCUCACCCCACCCUUUUCCCCAACUGUGUCUCGCCCACCCCCAAAGUCCACAUGGACUCAUCUCAAACCACUCAGAAGAUCAGAGCGAUGAGAUGUUUCUAUUCAAGCUGGGCGGAGCGUGCCUGGCAGCCCUUUUUUUUUUUUUUUUUCCAUCCGUCACCUCUGCAGGGAAAAUCCACCGCCCUCCUCAAGGAACGCCUCCGAUCCGGAGUGCCACGGGACAAACGGACACUUCUGCCUUACUCUGUUCUCCUCUGACAAGCUGCUAGUCCUGGCUCGUCCGUCAGCAUCAUCUCAGCGUAAUAACCCUUACACCUGCCCCGUCCCGCCCGUCCCAUCAGAAAUCAUCUGCUCUGCUUUUUAGGUACAAAGUGCUUUUUAUACAAACGAAACUCUACAUGUAGGUGAAGGUUGUGAGGUGUGCACACGUCACGUCCGUCAUGUGAUCGCGGCUCAUACUGGAAUGCAGGACUACAAGGAAAAGUGUCUGACUAUGGUGUUGUAAGUGUUCUGCUCACUCGUCAUGGAAAAGCCAUCUCUCACCUCACACGCUCCCUCCAUCCAGUGUUGAAUGACUAAAACCCCACACAAACCAAGGUCACUGUGGCCUCCGGACGCCAGCGCCGGCUGCUUUUGUUGCAUGAGUCUCCUUCUGACGAUGUUUCUUGUUCGGCUUUUACACUGCAGCACUUACGGGAACAACUAACAUCUCGGGACAUGCAAUAGAAAAACACAGACUCUGAAGUGAAAGUAUAUUACUGUGAAAACAAAACAAAACAAAAAAAAAAAGAGGUAUUAUAUUUUCUCUGUGGCUUCAUCUCAACAUGUAAUAAAAGAAUGUCUCGCUGGGUUUUAACUGGUUAUCUGAAGCUAACGACCUGUCCUGUGGAUUGGCCUGAGCCGCGAAUGAUGCACCGAUGCUGGAACGUGCACAGAACUGCACAGAGAAUUCAAACAUAAAGCCAACAAUGAGGAAAGAAGCUCAAACCGGAAGCACUAAAGCUGCACUCAGUACGACACUAAAUGGUUGUAAACACGUGCUCCGAUUAGAAGUGAAGAUUAAAACUAGUCACCUUAUCACCACAUUUACAGUGUUUGUGCUUAGCCUUGCUUUGUAUUACCUUUAAAUUGACUUUAUGCUAUGAUUUGGUAAAACAUAUACUGUAAAUAAAACUACAAAUUCAAGACUACAGACUUCAACAUUCAGCAAGCAUCAGCUUUUCUCCAAUCUUUAAGAAGCAAAGGUGUGAUUUAACAACACUCAACUGCUGUUACCGUAACAUUUUUAAGCCAGCACAGACAAACAGUCUCAAGUGCCUGAGACAGAUGUUCGUCUCCCCGGGCCAACCCAAAAACCUCAUCUCUCCAGAGCGUCCCGGGUCAGCCCUGGGGUCUCCUCCAGGAGGACAUGCCCAGAACACCUCAGCUGGCUUCUUUAUACGUGGUGGAGGAGAGAGCUCAUUACUGUCAUGUUCUGAAGAUCACAGAGGCCAUCUGAGAAUCUAAUACAGGCCAAACGUGGGCAAAAGUCCCAUAAAGAUGGCAGCAGGAAGCUCGUUUGACAUGUAACCCUGAGUAUUAAUGUCACCUAUAUUAAAUAUGUUAAUGAAACAGGCAUUACAGGCUGUUUUCAGCUCAAGACAAGUUUAAAAGUGAUCUAAAGUGUAGAUGGAGUUGGAAAAAGAUUCUGACUGUAGUCUACACUCCUCUCUGUAUUGCAAUGGUUAAGUUGCAUUGUGGGUAAUGUAGGCACCAUGAGGAGUAGUGGUGGUUUUAUUUCAUCAGUUUGGGUACAUUUAUUUUAAAGACAUCGGUCGAGUUCCCCUUAAAUACUUCUCGUCUGUGCUGGCUCCCAAUUUCAAAUAAAAACAGAUCUCGAAAGUUUAAGGAAAAUAUUUUUCUUUCUUCAGCAAAAUGAUUAACAGAGUGUGCUGAACAACCCUCAGAACAGCAGUAAAACACAAAUCAGCAAAUACAAACUAUAUUUUGCGACUUUAAUCCCAAAUCUUCAGACCACUGACUGAUCUAAACAAGCACUCAUUCUUCGUUCAUUACAGGUUGUCUGAAUUCAAAGGGUUUUUUUUUUUUACUUAGCUCUGCUUUAUCUCCAGCAGCCUCCACAGUGUGAAAACAACACGCCAGGGCUCCCAUAUCCAUCAAUGGCAGACUCCUGUGCCCCCCUCCCUCCUCAAACGUUAACACUAAACAGUAUGUUUCUUUAAAAGUGCCUUAGACACUAAAUAAGAACAUAAGCGGGCAAAGAUUCCUCACAGAGGUAACAGGUACAUCAAGAAGAAGAUACUCAACACUUCAUUUUGCUUUCUUUUCUUUCAUAUUGUCGCUGUGCUUCCUAUCAUCAUAUCCACCGUGUACCUCUGCGUUUGUAAUAUCCUCCUAGCUAGAGCGUGUGGGUCAGAAUCAGUAUUACAGUAUUAUGAUUAAACUAACAUGAGAAGCGGAGCCCUCUGCGGCCUCAUUUCCCCACGUUACUCUCAUGCUAAGCUCGUUUCUCCCCCUCAGGCGAAGGCUUAGCACAUUACUGUGGGAACUGAUGCGCUGCACAGGAUGCAAUUUGGUUGGAAGCUUUAACAUUCACCAAGUAGUUAACUCUGUUUUCUUUCAUUAUUAUUAUUAUUAUUAUUAUUACCCAGCUGGCUGUUGACAACCAGGCGUUCAACUGCAAAUACUCUCAUCAUUGUUAUUUCUUGUAUACCUGUAUUUCUAGACGGUGAUUUUUUUCUGUUUUUGUAAAAGGAAAAUAAAGCAUAUUCAUUGUAACUGUUA